This is a messenger RNA of Pleurotus ostreatus (oyster mushroom), 1164 nucleotides long. It is a transcript of the gene RRD1, whose product is annotated as Serine/threonine-protein phosphatase 2A activator 1. Gene Ontology annotation, biological process: mitotic spindle organization. Gene Ontology annotation, molecular function: protein tyrosine phosphatase activator activity; peptidyl-prolyl cis-trans isomerase activity. The transcript is spliced from 5 exons. The coding region runs from base 1 to 1164 and encodes 387 amino acids. Gene Ontology annotation, cellular component: cytoplasm; nucleus; protein phosphatase type 2A complex. NCBI's taxonomy places the organism in Eukaryota, Fungi, Basidiomycota, Agaricomycetes, Agaricales, Pleurotaceae. The record is from RefSeq and is a predicted model, not a curated record.
AUGGAAUCCCAACCUGCUCUUCGUCGCGUCGAUGUAGCUUCUCUCAAAGGGAUGCCAAAACCGGCGCAGAAGAUCCGCUUUGACUCUGAUGUCGAAGUCUGGCGUACAACUAGAAGCUAUCAAGACUAUUCUUUAUUUUUACACCGUUUGACUGAGGCCGUCGUCGGCCAAUUCCUUCCUCUGGCGAAUCCAACGCAAAGUUCGGCUAUCCUGGGCACAAUUGGCGCUUUGGAUCGCCUGGAUCGCUGGAUAGACGAUAUUCCGCCUCUCGAUAGCCCCCAAAGGUUUGGUAACCUUGCCUUUCGCAAGUGGGGAAAGCGACUCGAAGAGGAAGCCGACGAUGUGUUAGGUACCUUGUUACCCAGCGACUACGCAGCGGCAAUACCCCAUUUGAAGCCCUACCUCCUGGCUUCAUUUGGUUCCUUCACUCGAAUGGACUACGGGACUGGUCAUGAAGCAUCCUUUGCCCUCUUUCUCUGCUGCCUGACUUUACUACGAUUCUUCCAACCUACAAUGGACGAAGAAAAAGACCUCGUGCUUCGUGUCUUCGUCCGGUAUUUACAACUCUGCUGGCGACUCCAAGAUGUCUAUCGCCUGGAGCCGGCGGGCAGCCACGGAGUCUGGGGACUGGAUGAUUCAUCCUUCCUCGGCUAUAUUUUCGGGAGUGGUCAACUCCGAGAUCAGAAUGAAAUACCCGUUGCCGCAGUUCUGCAUCCCCCGUUACCAGCCACCAAUUUAUAUUUUAUGUCCAUCAUGCGCAUCCAUGAGGUUAAGCGAGGACCUUUCCACGAACAUUCUUCCCAGCUUUAUGCCAUUGCAACGGGCGUGCCGAACUGGAGAAAGGUCAAUUCAGGGCUGUUCAAGAUGUACGAGGCCGAGGUUCUCGCGAAACGCGUCGUCGUACAGCAUAUCCCCUUGGGCGGAAUCCUUGAAUGGGACGCCAUACCUCCUUCAGCCAUGGUCCCAAACAACAGCACCAGGGCGCCGUGGUUAUCUCCGGCAGCUGAACUACUCAGUGCACCAAUGCCGACUGGGUGGUGGUCGACUCCCACUCCUCGUGGUUCCAGUGGAGGUGUGGACUCUGCCUCAAGUGUUGGAUCUGAUGACCCCCGCAAUAGAGCCGCUCGAUCGACACCUAGCACACAUUUCGGGGCCCCACCUUAG